AUGGAUUGUUCUUUUUGUAAAAAGGUAAGAGUUCAACUGCAUAAGCAAUAUUCACAUUCAAACCCUGGCGGAGUUGUAGUAUGCAAUCGUUGUAAUGAGGAAAUUAACAGCAUGAUGAACUUGAUGAACAAAGACAGAAAUACAGCAACCAUAUCCCUAGCAGAUGCCAAUUGGGGGACUAAAAGUGCUACAAGGUGGAUCGAGCUAGCUAAAGAGAGAGAAGACUAUCUUAUUGGCGGAUUAAAUGUUGCAUUUGAGGAGGGAAGUUACUCGGAUAUUCAAGUCAAACCUGGCAAUGGACCUUCUAUACCUGCUCAUAGAUUUUUGCUGGCAACUAAAUCCGAGGUUUUCGAAAACAUGCUAGCAUCAGAUACUUGCAAAGCAGCACCACUUGACUCCAUAUCUCUCCCUGAGUUUAAUCACGAAGAGCUUGAAAUCUUCUUGGAAUUGCUUUACUGUGGAAACUUGGCUAAGGAAAAGUUCGAGAAGCAUUUUUCCUGCCUAGCACUCGCAUCUCAUAAGUAUGUGAUUCCACAUUUGCAGAAGUUUUGCGAAGAGGAGAUACUAAAUUUAUUAGAUUCGUCAACCGCACUCAAGGUUCUGGAAAUCUCAGAAAUUUGUUCUAGCGAGGCAUUAAAAGUUGCUGCCUUGAACUCAAUAGUCGGCCACUCCGAGGAAAUAUAUUACUCACCUGGUUAUGAAGAAUUUGCAAGACAGAAUACGCAUUUGAUGGUACAGAUUACUAGGGCCCAUAGCAAAAAAAAAAGUAGCACCCUUCCUAAGAAGAAACGUAUGGGGUGUUUGUUUGCGGAAUUCACGAUUUCGAGGAUUUAUAAUUCCAUGGGGUUACAAAUUCUGGAAUUCAUGUAA
Messenger RNA from Papaver somniferum (opium poppy), 870 nucleotides. Its product is annotated as BTB/POZ domain-containing protein At1g01640-like. Gene Ontology annotation, molecular function: protein binding. The record is from RefSeq and is a predicted model, not a curated record. The transcript is spliced from 3 exons. Bases 1 to 870 code for a protein of 289 amino acids. NCBI's taxonomy places the organism in Eukaryota, Viridiplantae, Streptophyta, Magnoliopsida, Ranunculales, Papaveraceae.